Molecule: messenger RNA, 2283 nt
Organism: Solanum dulcamara
Lineage: Eukaryota; Viridiplantae; Streptophyta; Magnoliopsida; Solanales; Solanaceae
Product: transcription factor GAMYB-like
Exons: 5
Coding region: 526-2079 (517 amino acids)
Source: RefSeq, a predicted model, not a curated record
UUCCCUUUUGGCUUCUUUUUUUUGAAAUUCCUUAAGCUGCUGACACCUUAGAUUAUCUCUUUGUUGUGUUUCUCUUUUCUCAAAACUCUUUUUUUUUCAUUAAUAAGUGGAUCUUGAUUUCUUUUCUUCACCAAACCACAAUUUGGGUUUUUCUUAAAGAUUCUUCCUUUUUGUUCAUUUACCCAUUUUUAAAGUUUGGAUUCUUACAUCGCCAUUUCAUCUUUCAGUUUUGUUUAAUGGGUCUUGAAAAAGUUCAAAUCUUGGGUUUUGUAUAAUCCAUAUUUUGGGUUUUUGACUUCAUUUGUAAAGGGGUUCUUGUAUAUUGGGUUUUAAGCUUACUUUCAGUUUUUUCUGUGUUGAAUUCAAUUGAUUUUUUAUUUUGUUUUGUUGUCUUGAGUUUUGUUAAGGUACUGAUCAGUGGUCACUAGCUCCAAGACUCUGUUGGGCUGCUUCAUCAGAUUUCUUUAUUCAGUUUCUGAUGUUAAGCUCGACUGGCUUCGUCAUGAACGAGAACAUUUUUAGGAUAUGAUCAUCACGAGUGAAACCGAUAAUAGGAUGACAUCCAAAGUUGGCAUGGAUUCGCCAGAUGAAGCUAGUGGUGGAGAUUUAGGAGAAAGUAUACCACUAAAAAAAGGCCCCUGGACUUCUGCGGAAGAUGUGAUUUUAGUGGAUUAUGUCAUGGCACAUGGUGAGGGGAACUGGAAUGCUGUCCAGAGGCAUUCAGGACUUGCUCGUUGUGGUAAAAGCUGCCGUUUGCGGUGGGCAAAUCACCUGAGACCAGAUUUAAAGAAAGGUGCAUUCACUCCAGAGGAAGAGCGGCGGAUACUUGAACUUCAUGCUAAGAUGGGAAACAAAUGGGCACGAAUGGCUGUUGAGUUGCCUGGCCGCACAGAUAAUGAGAUAAAGAACUACUGGAACACCAGAAUAAAGAAACGACAACGUGCAGGCUUGCCAAUUUACCCUCCAGAUAUUUCUUUCCUGGCAAGUCAGAACAAACAAAAUGAGGAGUUGGGUGCAUUCUCCUCUGCAGAUGCAGAAAAUCCUGAUGUCUUGGGAAUUAACAAUUUUGAGAUUCCUACUGUGGAAUUCAAAACUUUGGAACUCAAUCAUCUGUUGUAUCCGCCACUACUUGGUGAAAUCCCUGCUCGUAGCUUGCUUGAUAAUCCUGUAAGUAGCUCUCUGGCCCAGGGUCAUAGAGCUGCCUAUAGUAGUACGUAUUUCCAUUCUACAAUGCAUCCAUCUAAGCGUAUACGAGGAUCAGAAUCUGUGUUCUCCGGUUCAAAUGGUGAUCUCCUCGCCUCCUUACAAUAUCAGAAUGGCGAUUCUUUGCUUGCUCAACCCUUGGGGUUUUGUUCAUAUAACCAGAAUUUAACAUUUGAUGAUCACCGAUCAUUCUCAAAUGUAGUUCCGGGCGGCCAUGCCUGGUUAAAUGGCAACUCCUCUUCAUCAGAGCCCACAUGGGCAAUGAAGCUGGAGCUCCCUUCACUCCAAAAUCCGACAACAAACUGGGGCUCACCUUCGGUUGAUAUUCUGAUUCAAUCCCCUCCAGCUGGACAUAGUGAAUCAGGUAGUCUGUCACCUAGCAACAGUGGUCUACUGGAUGCUGUGCUUUAUGAAUUCCAAACUAUGAAAGCUUCCAACGAUAACUCACACCAAGGGAACGAGGCAUCCGGUGAUGCAGUCAAUUCAUGUCCAGAUUUCAAAGGAUGGGAAACUUAUGGGAAUCUAAUCUCUCCUUUAAGUCAUUUCUCUGCAUCAGUAUUUACUGAGUACGCCCCUAUCAGUGAAAGCUCAUUACACGAGUUCCCAUCAAUGGCCACAACGCCAGGAUGCAAGAUUAAGCAAGAGAUUGGCGAUCUAGCUCCCUUGGAUGAGAAAGAUGACUCAUCAAACCAGAUGAUCUUUUCCAGUCCCCAGACACAGCAUGCCAAGAACCAUCCGGCAUUGAAAGAUGCUCUUGGUUCUAGCUUUUUCGAUGAUUGUGCCUGGGAUUGCAAGCAAAUCCAUGCAGUAGCCACAUCAUCAGGUCAAGCUUGUGGACACAAUUCUUGUUCUUGGGAUGCCAUGUCCGCUGUGUAGGCAACAACCCGAAUCAGAUUAUGGUACUUUUAAAGUUUUGAUAACGUCUUUCGACACAAAACUUGGCUAUUCAUCUAUUAAAUGACAAUGAAAUACCAUGUAAUAUUUUCCAUAAGCUGGAAACACUUCUGCAUGUUCUUGUGUGCAUUGGUUUAAGGCAAUGUAGAGACAAAAACAAUGAAACAUUUUUAUAUGUGGCAUCAA